Molecule: messenger RNA, 1933 nt
Organism: Sebastes umbrosus (honeycomb rockfish)
Lineage: Eukaryota; Metazoa; Chordata; Actinopteri; Perciformes; Sebastidae
Gene: crx
Product: cone-rod homeobox
Exons: 3
Coding region: 416-1303 (295 amino acids)
Biological process (GO): multicellular organism development; regulation of transcription by RNA polymerase II
Cellular component (GO): nucleus
Molecular function (GO): RNA polymerase II cis-regulatory region sequence-specific DNA binding; DNA-binding transcription factor activity, RNA polymerase II-specific
Source: RefSeq, a predicted model, not a curated record
UGUGCGUGCAUGGUGGGAGUGGUUUGCUGAAGCCACUUCUUGCUUCCCUCUAAUUAGCAGCGUGUGCCGGUAAAGAAAGCCAGUCCUCUCGACCUCUCCAACGCGCAGAGGCACCACCUGUUCACCACUUCACCUGUGUGAUGACUAACGGUGAGAAAUCCGACUUGCAGAAGCAGUUCGGAUGCUCAGUGCACGGUAGUGUCAUCUGCUGCUGCUAAGCUGACAGACAGGAACAGCUGAAACUGCAGGUAGAAGAAGAAAAGAAAGAAAAGAAAGCACUUUGAGUGUUUCUGUGGAGAAGUUCUGCAGGUUGGAUCCGACGCACCGACUUGUUGGAGCUCUGAGGUUGGCCUCAGUUGUUGCAUCUCCGACAGACAGACAAGUCAGCUGCAGGAUUUAAAAGCCUGCUGCAAGGAUGAUGUCCUACAUAAAGCAACCUCAUUACACCAUGAACGGGUUAAAUCUGCCUGGCCCCGGAAUGGAUGUGCUGCACACAACCAUCGCUUAUCCAUCCACUCCCCGGAAGCAACGCAGGGAGCGCACCACCUUCACCCGGACACAGCUAGACAUCCUGGAGGCGUUGUUCUCCAAGACCCGCUACCCAGACAUCUUCAUGAGGGAGGAGGUGGCCCUCAAGAUCAACCUGCCGGAGUCACGUGUGCAGGUUUGGUUUAAAAACCGCCGUGCCAAGUGCCGUCAGCAGCAGCAACAGAGCAGUGGCCAGUCCAAGCCCCGUCCUCCCAAAAAGAAGGCCUCUCCAGUGCAGGAACCCAACGCCCCUGAUCCUCUUCCUAACCAAUCUGGCUCCUACAGCCCAUCCUCUGUCCAGUCAGGCCCCAGCCUGGUGCCGAGCUCCAGCACUGGAAACUCGGCCGUGUCCAUCUGGAGCCCAGCAAUCUCGCCCUUGCCCGACCCUCUGGCCUCCUCCUCGGCCCCCUGCAUGCAGCGGCCAUCACCUUACCCCAUGAGCUACGGCCAGCCGUCGGCCUACACCCAAGGCUACGCCAGCACCACCUCCUACUUCACCGGCCUGGACUGCAGCGCCUACCUGUCCCCCAUGCACUCGCAGCUGUCAGGCACCGUGGGCGCCCUCAGCCCCAUCACCGUGCCCUCGAUGGGGGGCUCCCUAAGCCAGUCCCCGGCCUCGCUGUCCUCGCAGGGCUACAGCACGGCCUCCUCCCUGGGCUUCACCUCUGUUGACUGCCUGGACUACAAGGACCAGCAGGCCUGGAAACUGGGCUUCACCACAAUGGACUGCCUGGACCACAAGGACCAAAACUCCUGGAAGUUCCAGGUCCUCUAGAAAAGCGAGAGAGGGUGGUGUUCAUGUGAGAUAGUGUGAAGCAGUUCUGCCAGAGGACUUGUUAUCUUUCAUUUUCAGUUGCUUGUUUGUAAGAUUUUUGUUUUAUUUUCUAAAGGUGACCUCUGUAGAAAAGCAUUUUAUGUGAAUGAGUUUGGAAAUGAAGUGACCAGUGACUGUCAUCAAUGCUGCCUGACUGCAAAUCCGAUCUGUUGUCUUCUUCAUGCUGCGUUAAAUAAGGGAACAAAAGCCUUUAAAGAGUUUGUAGGGAAAUACUGGAGCUGUAUGUUUGGAAACCCACCGAGCCAUCUCUUCUUUUAACGUGACAGACACACGACAUGUGUUUCAUUUUUAAACUUGCAUUGUCAUAGUGAAAGGAGAGCUGCUACGACAGGACGGAGCUCUGGAGUCCGAUAGGUCACCUCCUCCUUCAGGGUCUCAUUGUUUUAUGCUAUUUAUUAUUAUUAAUUUAUGCUACAUAUAAACAUGUCAUUUGGUUUAGAUAUUUUUCAGCAUGUGUGUUGCGUAUUGCAGUGUUAGCCUUUAGUGUUAUCAUCCCCCAACUGUUUGAUGGAAAAAUUUAGAUCUUCUGUUUUUAGCUGUGUGACAUAUUAAAGUGAUCUAUUCUUUACA